AUGGUGGCGUUGAUCGUGGUGAAGAGGUGGAGAGGGCCCGAGAAGGACAUAAACACCAAAAGCUACAUAUUGAUUAAUGAGACGAAGACUUGGCGUGAUGCUCAGACCCACUGCAGACAGAACUACAUUGACCUGGUCAGUGUAAGGAACCAAACUGAGAAUGAAAAGAUCAGGAAUAUGAUUCAAAGUUCUUCUUUUUCUGGCUUUUGGAUCGGUCUGUUUAAUGAGUCCUGGAAAUGGUCAGAUCAGAGUAAUUCCUCAUUCAGAUACUGGAGCUCUAACAAAUCCAGUGGAGAUUUGAACUGUGCUGCAGUGAAUGUGUCUGAUCAACUCUACUGGAGUGAUGUGGAUUGUACAGAAAAACUUCCAUUCAUCUGUAAUAAGAAGAAAUUGAUCCUGAUCAGGCAGAAACUGACCUGGCAGAAAGCUCUGAAUUACUGUAGGGAGAAUUAUUAUGACCUGGUCUCAGUGCUCACUCAGGAGAUGCAGCUCUGGGUGAAGGAAGUGGCUCAAAACGCCUCCACUGAACACGUGUGGCUCGGCCUGCAUUAUGACUGCAUCCAGAGUAUCUGGUUCUGGGUUUUUGGAUCAAUAAUCUGCUACCAGGACUGGGAACUGAAAAACAGGACGUUGAAUGAAGACUGCAGCCAAGAGAAGAGAAGUGGAGCAAUGCAGUCUGGAGGAAAACAGCAAUGGAUCGACUUGCCUGAGAGCUCUCAACUCAACUUCAUCUGCUCUACCUAUGACGGUUAG
This is a messenger RNA of Clarias gariepinus (North African catfish), 753 nucleotides long. RefSeq names its product C-type mannose receptor 2-like. Bases 1 to 753 code for a protein of 250 amino acids. The transcript is spliced from 3 exons. The record is from RefSeq and is a predicted model, not a curated record. NCBI's taxonomy places the organism in Eukaryota, Metazoa, Chordata, Actinopteri, Siluriformes, Clariidae.